Molecule: messenger RNA, 3345 nt
Organism: Aspergillus calidoustus
Lineage: Eukaryota; Fungi; Ascomycota; Eurotiomycetes; Eurotiales; Aspergillaceae
Source: the annotation of a GenBank genome assembly
AUGGACCGCAUUGUGUCUUCUGUGUCGGCCGGGAGGAUAGAGCAGCUAUAUCCGGACUCGGAGACUGCGCAACACGACGAGGGCUCGGCUGGUUUGAGUGUUCUUCUCGUACCAGACAUCGGCUCAGGAACAGCUUUGAAAUGGUCAAAGAAUAUUAAUGACAUUGCCUGGCCACUUCGUCUUUUCCCGGCCCAUUGCAAGACAGCCAGAGUGCUACAAUAUACGUAUGAAGAGGAAUUCGGUCCACAAUUCUCGUGGAUUCGCUUCGUCGACCUGGGGAGGACACUGCUAGAGUGCCUUCUAGAGGCGGCCGCGACCUUAAAGAUCACUGAACAUCCGCUUCUGAUUGUCGCUCAUGGGUUUGGCGGGGUUAUCGUGAAAAGGACAGUUGCGCUUCUCUACGAAGGCAGCUUUAACCCUUCCGUCCAAAGGCUACUGGAUAGUCUUCAAGGACUCAUCUUCCUAGGCACACCACAUCCGACAGCAAACAAGCCCGAGCCAAGGAAGCAGCUAGACCACCUGAUCUAUUCACAUGGCCGACUGUCAGCAGAUGUCCUGCGACGGAUGAACGAGGAUAUCGCGACACUUUGGAAUGUCUCUGCCAAGUUUGAAGAAACGGCAUUCCACCACACGGUCCUGUGUGCCUUUGAGACUGUACCGACCAAGUAUAGCUCGGGAAAUAUUUUGUCACGUCGCAGUAAGGUGUUGGUGGACCAGUCUCUGGCUGCAACUGCCCUUGCUUCUGAGAAAUCGGUUGGCUCAAAUGCAAAUCAUAAAGAGAUCUGCAGUGUCCUUGAGGGGUCAAAGAUCCAUGAAGCUAUCUCUGACCUAGCUUCAAGAGUGGUCCAACUAUCGGCCAGCUGGCGCGUAUCUCAAAAUACCAGUCAUCUCGCCAAAGCAGCUCACAAGUGGCUACCCACUCCGGUAGCGUCAGAGGUGGCCUCUGAGAUUGGGGCAGGGUUAGACAAUCUGGACAUUGAAGAUCCUCUCUCUUCAAGAAGGGCGACCGCCGGCUCAGAGGAGGUUUCGGAUCUCGAGAUUCUUCCAGCCAAGGGGAAGCCAGUCAGCGAGGUUCCCGCCGUCAAGCUGCCGUGCUAUGUCUUUGACAAACAUCAUAUUCCCGGGGAAUGUUAUGGCAGGCAGCAAACACUGGAACUCAUUGACAAAGCGCUUCUCCGACCGAAGCUACGAUCGCCUCCUUACGCAAGUCAGCCCGUCCGGUCCUUCGCGAUCUGCGGGCCAGGAGGCAUCGGAAAGACCGAAAUAGCCGUCGAGUUCGUCACGACGCGGAAGCACCAGUUCGAUGCGGUGUUCUGGGUACACGCGGACAACGAAGUCAAGCUCGCCGAAAAUUUCAAUGCCAUUGCGGCAAAACUAGGUCUGGUGAGCGAGAUAGACGAGGGUAAUUCGGUGGUGAGUCGAGAUCGGUUACUCGAGUGGCUAAAUCGCCCAAGCAAGUCGGGGCGUGGCGCGUCCAGCGAAGACGACAUUCUGUCUGAGGAGUUUGCGAAUUGGCUCCUUGUGUUCGACAACGCAGAUGAUCCAGGAGUCCUGGCUGAAUAUUGGCCUCAUGCUGGCGGUGGAGCGAUCCUCGUCACAAGCCGUGACCCCGUCGCCAAAUCACACUUCUUCUCCAUGUCGGGAAUCGACCUUGACCCGUUUGAGCGGACCUCAGCUGCCGUCUUCCUGCAGGCGUUGACGGGAUAUGACGCCGAAAAUGAUUACGAAGAAGCACUGGCUCUAGUGGAUCGGCUCGGUGGACUCCCUCUGGCUCUCGUGCAGAUUGCCUCGAUUCUGCAACGGCAGGACCUGUCGUUUGGCGAGUUCCUCAAUUCCUACAACGACCGCCUUUUCCUGACCGACGUCCAUGCAACCGCAAUCGCCGGCUUGCGAGAGAAAAACAAGAAGGCGCUAUUCAACGUCUGGCAAUUCGAGCAUUUGGAUCCUCCGGCUCAGAAACUGCUUGACUUGAUUGCGUUGCUCGAUCCUGACGCCAUACCCGAGCUCAUAUUUACCCAUCCGGAGCUCAAAGAUUUGGCUGAGAAGUUCCCGAUCACCACUCGUACCUUCGAACCUGCUCGAACUGGCCUUCUUCGUAGUUCUCUGAUUCGGAGGCUCAAGAACGAAAAGGCGAUUCGGAUUCACCGAGUCAUUCAAGACGCCGCCCUGGCGAGAAUGUCACCAGACCAACUCAGUGAAGCGUUCACGGCUCUAGUACAGUUGGUAGACGGGACAUGGCCGCGAGGAGCAUAUCAAUGGAGUCACGAAGUCAAACACUGGGUGCUAAGCUCGCGGCUGAUGCCUCAUAUUGAGAGGUUGCGUCAGUUAUACAUGGGCGCCGAUCGACCAAAUCUUCGGCACUCUGUAUCCGAGCAGUUUGCAAAAUUGCUCGUCGAUGCUGCAUGGUACCAUAUGGAACGCGGCAAUCAUCCGAGCAUGAUACCGUUCCUUGAAUGUGCUGAAGCACUGCUCAUUAACGCGGGAUUGGAAUCAACCAUGUCGAUGGCCUCGUGCCAUUUCGCCCUUUCGGCUUGUUUGCAAUGGCUGAGGGACCCGGAGAAGGCUCGAUACCAUUGCGACGAAAACAUCCGCAUUAGUCUGAUGCAUGGAGACGAACCAAACGCCUCGAUAGCAUACACUGAGCUAGGCGUCUAUUAUCUCACUGUCGAGCAAUACCAGGAAGCUAUAGAUACACUCCAGAAGUCAAUCGAUAUUCAAGUGGUGUGUGGAGCACGCGAAACGGAUCCAGGACUCAUCAAGGGCGCUCGAUGGCUUGGAACCUUCCCCAAAUGCUAUUCGAGUUAUGCUUUGCUGCAGCUUGGGCGGCUAGAAGAGGCGGAAACGCUUCUUAUUCCAGUGCUCGAAUGGUUCAAAAAAGAGUGGGGACUGUUGAACGAUCGGUCGUAUCGAACUGGAUUUGCGAUGCUUCACCUGGGUAACGUGCGUGCCGCGCAGGAUCGACUACCUGAGAGUUUCGAACUGCAUGACAUGGCCCUCCGCCAGUAUCGAAUGACGCUCGGGAAUAGUCAUCCUCACACAGCUGGCGCAAUGCUGAAGGUAUCAGACCAUUAUGUCCGCAUAGGGAGGAAGAGUGACGCGGUCGCUCUGCUCGAUGAGGCCCUCAAAGUCUGGAGCAACCGGGCGUACUUCCGACCGGAAAGAGCAUGGACUUUGUACAAGAAGUCCUGUUUACUGCGCGGAGAUGACGAUCAAUCGGCGGAUGAACUGCGUUCGCAGGCCGAGCAGUUGGUCUUCGCGUUCGCCGGCGAUAUGCGACUCGAUAUUCCCAGGACAACGACCGGUGAGGUGGAGUAUUCACCAUUUAUCAUGUUCUUCUUCAAAUGA